Messenger RNA from Trematosphaeria pertusa, 321 nucleotides. RefSeq lists its product as uncharacterized. The record is from RefSeq and is a predicted model, not a curated record. The transcript has a single exon. Lineage: Eukaryota; Fungi; Ascomycota; Dothideomycetes; Pleosporales; Trematosphaeriaceae. Bases 1 to 321 code for a protein of 106 amino acids.
AUGGUCCGGUACCUCGAAAACCACAACAUCGACAUCCACCUCGGAAGCGAACGAUAUGCGGCAAGCCCAACGGCGCUCUGGAUGAUCAGAUUCCUCAAAUCAAUCGACAGCAUCCGGCUUCUCCUCCAGCAUGGCGGCCCGGUAGACCACAUGGACGAAGAUAUCCGCAACGUAGACAAACCAAGAAUGACAGCUAUCCUGCGAGCCACCGGCGGUGACCGUGCACCAGUGCGCUUUGAAACGGAAGAGAACGCGAGGAAGCAUCUUGUUUCCGCGCUGGCCGACUGCCAAGGAGGGGCAAGGAGCGAGGGAGUUGAAUAG